AUGGAGGGGUUUGUAUCGCUGAAAGAGCUUCAAAAGCAUGCGGCAGAAGGUGAUUUGUGGAUCAGCAUUGACGAGAAAGUUUAUGAUGUCACCAAGUACGUUAGCCAACAUCCUGGUGGCGUAGACACACUCCUUGGGGUGGCCGGUAAAGAUGGGACAGAUGACUUUAAUUCGGUUGGGCACAGUGACAUGGCGAAGGAAGAGCUCAAAAAAUAUUGUGUGGGCAGGUUGAGCCCCGAGGACGUAAAGAUCUUGAAAGCCUCUUCCGAAACAUCAACCACCAGCGCCUUUUCCCUUGAGCUUAUUGCGGUGACGUCUUCUAUCGUGGCCAUUAUUAUAUACUUUCUAUUCUCAAGCUGA
Messenger RNA from Trypanosoma brucei brucei TREU927, 360 nucleotides. Its product is annotated as cytochrome b5, putative. Gene Ontology annotation, molecular function: heme binding. The record is from RefSeq and is a predicted model, not a curated record. The coding region runs from base 1 to 360 and encodes 119 amino acids. Lineage: Eukaryota; Euglenozoa; Kinetoplastea; Trypanosomatida; Trypanosomatidae. The transcript has a single exon. Gene Ontology annotation, cellular component: membrane; intracellular membrane-bounded organelle.